CCUCCGCUAUUCUUAAAAAAAAACGUCUCGAAUUCAUCAGCCCUAGCUCCUCCUCCGGCCGCCGCUGCGUUUCCCGUCGUCAGUUCUCUGACUUAAGAAGCUGUAAUUUCUCUCCCGGCGUUACAGAUUGACCAUCUCUCUACCUCACUGCUCUAAACGAUCCUUAAGGUUCUGUUCUUGAGGUUGUUGUAUCUAAGCACAUCCCUCGAACGAAAUGUCUAUCACAUCAUCAUUUACUUCAGCCACACUUUGCGGGAGCUUGGUUUCUCCUAAAGCUUUAGGCUGCAGCAAUGCGCUCCCAAGCAAUCAUUUCUCGAAUCCUUUCGAAAGCUCAAAGCUUUGUUUGACUGCAAAUCCCAAGAAAAGUAUUGCUCCGGUCCAAGGAAUCAGGUGUCAUGCUAUGCAAGUUGAGACGAGGGAAGCCUUUACAGCUGGGAAGGAGUUUCAACUCAGUGAUGUGAUCGAAGGACAACAGUUUGAUAGGGAGAUGCUAAGUGCCAUCUUCGACGUUGCACGAGAAAUGGAGAAGAUAGAAAAGAGCUCUUCUCAGAGUGAAAUACUCAAGGGCUAUCUAAUGGCUACUCUCUUUUACGAGCCUUCCACUCGCACCAGGCUCUCCUUCGAAUCCGCCAUGAAACGUUUGGGAGGGGAAGUCUUAACCACCGAGAACGCUAGAGAGUUCUCGUCUGCUGCUAAAGGGGAAACACUAGAAGAUACCAUAAGAACGGUGGAGGGUUAUUCAGAUAUAAUUGUGAUGCGACAUUUCGAAAGCGGCGCUGCUAAAAAAGCUGCAGCUACUGCCAAUAUACCUGUCAUUAAUGCAGGUGAUGGUCCUGGAGAGCAUCCUACUCAGGCUCUCUUGGACGUGUAUACAAUCCAAAGUGAAAUUGGGAAACUAGAUGGCAUCAGUGUAGCCUUAGUUGGAGAUCUUGCCAACGGAAGAACAGUCAGGUCCCUUGCAUACCUGCUUGCCAAAUUUAAAGACGUGAAGAUUUACUUGGUUUCUCCUGAAAUUGUUAAGAUGAAGGAUGAUAUAAAGGACUAUUUGACAUUAAACGGGGUGGAAUGGGAAGAAAGCUCCGAUUUGAUGGAAGUAGCAUCGAAGUGUGACGUAGUGUAUCAAACCCGGAUCCAGAGAGAGCGAUUUGGAGAAAGGCUUGACCUUUACGAGGCGGCUCGUGGGAAGUAUAUCGUAGACAAGGCGCUGUUAGGAGUGAUGCAGAAAGAUGCUGUUAUCAUGCAUCCUUUACCGAGAUUAGAUGAAAUCACUGCGGAUGUGGACGCUGAUCCAAGAGCUGCUUACUUCAGACAAGCGAAGAACGGUUUGUUCAUUAGAAUGGCUCUUCUGAAGCUACUGCUUGUUGGUUGGUGAUGGAUGGUCACCCUUUAAUAAACAGAAUCUCAAGAUUGUGAUCUUGAUGUUACUCAAAAGAACAUAAUAUGGUCAAAGCAGUUGUUUUGUUGGUCUUUGAGAUUACAUUAAUCAAUUCAUAUGAGGAAGAGUCUUUUUGUUGAACUUUAUGAAUAAAAUUGAUUCUGAGCUUUC
This is a messenger RNA of Brassica oleracea var. oleracea, 1546 nucleotides long. Its product is annotated as aspartate carbamoyltransferase, chloroplastic-like. The coding region runs from base 215 to 1372 and encodes 385 amino acids. Gene Ontology annotation, molecular function: aspartate carbamoyltransferase activity; amino acid binding. Gene Ontology annotation, biological process: 'de novo' pyrimidine nucleobase biosynthetic process; amino acid metabolic process. Lineage: Eukaryota; Viridiplantae; Streptophyta; Magnoliopsida; Brassicales; Brassicaceae. The record is from RefSeq and is a predicted model, not a curated record. The transcript is spliced from 6 exons.